Molecule: messenger RNA, 1089 nt
Organism: Dermacentor albipictus
Lineage: Eukaryota; Metazoa; Arthropoda; Arachnida; Ixodida; Ixodidae
Source: RefSeq, a predicted model, not a curated record
CAGUGACCGAGAAUUAUUACCAUAAUCUUCCUGAUCGCAUUUCAGACCUUGAAGACGAAUCUUAGGAAACAGGCCUACCACGAUGUUCCCCCUAGGCCCCGCGACGAUGUACUGGUGGUGGAAAAUUGGCGAUCUAUUCAUGGAAGACGGGCACUGGGAGGAAGGUUGGCGCAAUACAAGCAUGACCUAUGCCUCUUCUAGCCCCCUGCCGCAUUGUCCACUUCAAGACAAAUUAGUGGUAACUCUGCGGGACAAGGCAAGACAGGUGAUCUGGAUGGUGCUGUUGCUGGGUUACACAUUGUCCAUAUGCGCCGCCAUCGUCAAGACCCACGCUGUCGGCAGGCGACUCGUCCUUCUGGUCACACCGGCUGUUCUACUCCUAGCCUUCACGUGCCCCGUCACAAGCCCGCUUCUGCAAAACUCAAGCGCACUGGGUGCUUUGACAGCCACCUUGGUUUUGAUCUUUGAGGUGGCAUGCGUGGUGGAACUGCUGUACGUGAAGCCAUUUGGCCCCGCAGCUGCCCUGGUCACUAUAAUAUUACGCCUAGGAACAGCUUUGGCACUGUUCCACUUGAAACCCGGCUCUUCAAUGGCUUCUCUACCGCUGCUGCCACAUUUUGGAUUGGCGGCGCUAGCUGUAUUUCUCCUUAUCGUGGCCUAUUACUUCAAGACGUCACCAAAGAGGGAAGAGAACCAGUGUUCCAAUACAGUGAUUCAACGACCUCUUGGCCUUGCCACAAGAACAUCGCUUCCACAGGCCACUGAAACAUUGGUCAUGGAACAGACGUUAAACGUAUUGCGGCGUGACCAGAAAAAGAAUCCCAGCUCGACCAAGAAAGGAUAUUUCCAAGAUCAACCAGUCAUCUUGCGCAGGUCAACGCGUAUUCGACGGCCAGUAGAGAGAUUUGAUCCUUCGUCAUAGAAGACACCAGCGAGAUCCGUUAUAGUUCACUUGUGAAGAAAAAGAACGCAUUCGUUGUUUUGAACAAGACAAGACCCCAGUAACAAUAUAUUCAUUCAUGCCAAUCACGAACGCCACACCUCGAACACAAGGAAGUCCUCCAACAUAUUACGACGCAAAUUUUACGG